This is a messenger RNA of Ornithodoros turicata, 2885 nucleotides long. RefSeq names its product protein APCDD1-like. Gene Ontology annotation, biological process: negative regulation of Wnt signaling pathway. Lineage: Eukaryota; Metazoa; Arthropoda; Arachnida; Ixodida; Argasidae. The record is from RefSeq and is a predicted model, not a curated record. Gene Ontology annotation, molecular function: Wnt-protein binding. Gene Ontology annotation, cellular component: plasma membrane. The coding region runs from base 243 to 1838 and encodes 531 amino acids. The transcript has 6 exons.
CCCGCGGCCCCCGCGGCACUCAGUCGAGUACAGCAGCGGGAAGGAGUCGUCGUGUCGCGUUGUCCUUACUUGUCUGGUACCACGUGGUUCGAAUCCGUUCCAGCAGCGCUCCAAUUACAGCGGUGCAUCUGAAGUUACACGAAUGUGGGAAAAGUGUUGGUUCCGACCGUUUCCAAGCGCCGCAAUGACUUGACAUUCUCGUCUCGCUCGUGAUAUCGCCUGCAAAGCCAUUUGUACUAGAAAUGACGCUGUUUCUGCAGAUUUUGGUGGUGGAAGCAUCUCUGAUAACAAUCAGUUUAUGUACAUAUGGCGCCUGGGCCGUGUCUUUCGUGCAGGCUGAAAGUGGUGAAGCCUUGUGCUAUCGCUGGCGCAAGGAGUUCGACAAAGGACGUCACUCGGAAACAUCGCCUUCUGAGACCAAACUGCGGGGAACCUGGGUGUCGCACAGGUGCGAAGUGCGACCAGGUCCAGAGUUUCUGCUACGCAAGUACCACUUUUACGACGAUGGAAGCUUUCGUCUGGAACAGUUUUUGUACCUGGACGAUUCCUGCAUUGUUCCUACUUACGGACUUGAGGCCUGGGGAAGGUUACGACUCACCCGGCCCUCAUGGGUAGUGCCUGGUGGCACUGAAGCGGAGCCGUCGCUUCACAGACUUCACGUAGUGCCAUACAGCACCGACGUAGCCCAGCGCAUCGCCCACAGAGUCAACAGAACUUGCCCAGGCCAAGUGACGGGUGCCUGGAGGCCUUACCGCAAGUACCGAAUUUUCAGCUACGUCGAAGGCAAGGCUAAGGACAAUGUGGUCCUGGAAGACAUAUCCUGCGCAUCAAGGCUUCAUUUUUCCGUAAAUGAACUGCAACUGAUCCGUGUAGUGCACCGACGAACUACCCAAUUUCAUCGUGAGUCUCGCACGCCGACUGUGGAACUCUAUUUGGGCGAUAUUCACACAAAUCACCAGCGGAGGCUCACCUACCAGCCCACUUCCUAUCAGCUGCCUUUGCUGGAACCUAAUACCCCGGGCUGUCACACCUGUCACCUGGUUGCCAAAUCAGCGGACCAGUCACCCCCGCAACUACCUCCAAAGCCCAAACUUCCAGUAUACCUCUCAGGCGAGUGGCUAAGCACCCGGUGUGAGGUCCGCCCUCUGGGCCUAUUUCUUACAAGACUCCUGCGCUACUAUACUGCCAACAACUCUUGGCAGGGAGAAUACCAAUACUUCCGCGAUCCCAACUGCAUACGACCGUGGUUUCUACUUCGAGCUCAAGGACUUUACAGCCACGUUGGACCUUCCAUGAAACUUCAUGGAGCAACCAACUAUAACUUCAAGCUACUAAGAGCCCAAGUCGUGCCACAGGACCCAGGAAUCUCCAAUAAUCUCAAUGCGGCUGCUGAAGAUGGUCGUUGUGCAGGACCGUGGCACGUGAACCAAUCGCGGGAUGUUUCCGCAACGGGUGGCUGUUCCCUUUUGGGCCUCGCUGUGCCAAGCAUCAAGUAUGAUGUAGUCAAAAUGGAGGUGGACAUCUACGGGAACGCGCUGCUCUUCUUGGGCGAUGUGGACACCGAUGGCGAAGCGACGCUUCAGAACCACAGGCCAACGUCGUACCAGGUACCAUUGAUCCAGUGCAAGACCUUUUCGGAUUUGGUCAGUGACAAGGUGACCUACAAUCUGCCACGUGCCCAGUUAAUGGCUAUAACAACUGACAGUUGUAGCCGGAUGGAGGUUUCUUGGCUGUCCCUGGUUGCUCUUCUGGGCUGCGUCAUCUACGUGUGGACCAUCUGGCUCGUUCGGAAGAUAAUCCCUGGAGGCAUGUCCGUUCCUGAUCCGUUGAGCCACUGAGCACUCAACCAGUACAACGUCACCAGGUGCAUUCCUGUGUAGUGUGCUGUUUUGAUACCACUUGGAGACCUGUGUGCACAACGGUGUCUGCUUGUCUGUGUCGAACCUUCCGGCGUCCAGUUGUGAUAGAUUUCAUUUUGUGAAGGUCAAUGUUGUGUUGUAUAUGAUGCACUUAGUCUCUCUAAGACGCACAGGUAUCCUGUUGACACGAAACAACAGUGGACAGAGAGGUGAUGCAGUACAAUGGAUGUGGACAAUACGGUUCAUAGCACUACGUCUUCCCGUUUUCGAGACGCAUUCAGGCUAUCAGAGCCACCAAUUCACGUCACGAUUUCUAUUCAUUUGAAUCACAAUAGUCACGAAAAUGAAUGUUCUUCGGGGUAUUUUAAUAUACAUCGCGUUGAGUAUCCAUCGUCAUACGACAAGGAAUUCAUAAAGUUAUGGAAGGAAAAUUGAUAUCCUACUGUAUGCCAUACAAGGGAGCAUACUAGACAGACACACCCUCCGCUACUGAUUCUGGAAAUUAUGUCUUCCUUUUUACUAAACACACGGAAUGCGAUUGACAAAGCUUCCGUGGUAACGUAAACGACUAAUUACGAUUCUUUUAAACUGUAUCAAAGCCUGCAAGAACCCCCCCCCCCUCCCCCCUCACAUUAUUCAACCUACCGCCAUGACCUCCGCGUUGCACAAUGUAUUUUUGUGUACUGUGUUGUUUCGUUGUACCCCCACAUCAUGAGGUAAUGUAUUCUUUUUCGUAACAAAACUACGGUGUCGUCUUCUUCUUGGUCCAGAACCUGUUACCAUGCAAACUCGUGGGGGGCAGACAAGCAGCGUCACAAAACAUGUACCGAACUACCGAUUUCUUCGCAGCAGUAAAAGAAGAGAGGCGGUUAGGACAAGUUACCGAAAUUCUAUGGCCUCUGUAUGCGUUUGUGAAAGUAGCAAUCGGAAUACCUUGAUAGCUGCUUAUGAAAUAGUUGUUAAAACCAACGAAACAUACACGCAUGGUGGAACUAUGCGCAUUAAACUAUUACACAUUUGGUCGAA